AUGACUACAAAAACAAAUGUUCAAGCAAGAUUGAAUGAAUGGGAAACGUCAUGCUUACAUAAAGUGAUAAAUUUAACUCCUUCAAAUAUCGAUCUAUUAAUACGUAAUACAUCACAUAGCUCGAAAAAUAUCCCUAGUUUAUCUAAAUUGAUGAAAAGGUUAUCACUAUCACCUCGAAAGAAAGAAAAUCUCGAAAAGCAUCAUGAAGUAGUUCAGACUUAUUGUAAAGAUAUUAAACUUUACACUUAUAACAAUGGUGGGUUUUAUUCGGACGGUAAAGGAUCAAUGACAUUACAAGAUAUAGAAAAUGCUGUUCAUCAAUUAUUAUGGAAGAAAUAUGGUAAAGGUAUCAUCCAUUGUUCUGGUUGUAAGAGGACGGGCACUGCAUACAAAAAACAUAUAGAAUGGUUUGUUAUACCAAUCAAAGAUUUACCACUAAUAUUACAAAUUAUAGAUAAUUUCUGUUUUAGUCAAAAUAGAAUAAAAUGA
Molecule: messenger RNA, 489 nt
Organism: Maudiozyma saulgeensis
Lineage: Eukaryota; Fungi; Ascomycota; Saccharomycetes; Saccharomycetales; Saccharomycetaceae
Source: the annotation of a GenBank genome assembly